Molecule: messenger RNA, 2102 nt
Organism: Orussus abietinus
Lineage: Eukaryota; Metazoa; Arthropoda; Insecta; Hymenoptera; Orussidae
Exons: 3
Coding region: 1642-2034 (130 amino acids)
Source: RefSeq, a predicted model, not a curated record
AUAACACAGGCGCCUCGUAAGUAACACCAGCCCCCUUUUACCCACUGUCUAAGGAUCUCUGCCUUAACUUUUCUUUAUUUUUUAUUUUUUUUUUUCGUUCCUAUGCGCUUAUUUCUUGCGUUUGUGUUAUUUAUGCAGGUGAAAGCGCGCGCGGUGCAGCGGAGACUCGACCGCCCGAUUUUUCGGAUUUUGCCAAGUUACAAUUCCUCCAAUUUUUCAUACAGUCCUAUAAUAUACACAGUCUGCCUAUACAAAAUGGCGAUAACACGUUAACUAUAUUAAUAUAAUUAUUCGGCCAUUAAUUAAUUCAAGCAGUUGAUCUAUCACCCUAUUUAUCAACUAAGCCUUCGCGACCAGUGCAACUAUUUUAUCAAUGAAAUUUAGAAAUUUCAGUGUCCCAAAAUAUGCAAGGAGUGCACUGAUAAAAAUCAAUGGAAAUUUACGUACAUACCUUUACUUGAAUUAAAUGUAAUAUUUAAUUAUAAUUUUCUUUAACCUAACUUGGAUGCUGAAUGUGAUAUUAUUCAGGGAUGUAAUUUUACUGCAAUUUAUUGUGGCAUCGAGAUAACCAAUUAUCGCGGGUGUAAAUUUAUGUGGGCAUUUUUAUCAGUGUACUGUAUAUGUGAAUUCUAUUUACGAAUGAUAUUAUAAGGAACAUCAGAUCUGUAUAGAAAAAUCGGACAACUGAAUUUUUAACAAAAUCCGAACGUGUGAUGAAGUGUGCAGUAAAUGGGCGCACUUGUGCGACUUUUUUGCAGGUAAAGGCGCUGUUAAAGGUGUGAAAUCUCUUGGUGAAUAAUGCCGGGAGGAAUUAGAAGGUGCAAGGCGACGACAAGUCGAUGUAUAAACGGCUCAGCCGGAAACAAUAGAAAAUUGUCGCGAAUCGAUUAUAAUUUACUCUCUCUGAAUAUUUCCCAAACUGAGAAGUCUUGGAUAUAAAUCUAGGCGGUAAGUUUUUAGUAUUUAGUUUAAUUGUAAUGGAAAUAAAGGCUCAAGAUUUUACCAAUUUGACGAUAAAAAUGCCGGAGUGAGCAGUCCAUACCUUCGCAAGUCGGAGUUAGGGCGAACUGUGCUUGUGACAAUGCACCCCCGUGGAAAAUUCUCACUCGGAGUUGCAAAAUCAUAACCCCCAUGAAAGAACCUUUCCAGAUAUUCACCCUCGACCGGGUUUCAUUGGCUCGAAGGUAUCGAAUCGUCUGGACAUUAUGCGACAAUAAAUGCAGUGGCCGGAGUGCCAGCUCGAGAAGAGCACUAAAAGUGGCUCUUCCUUCUCCUCCGUUUAUUCGAACGGCCAAACAGGCGAGGAAAAUCAUCCGGCGGAAAAUGCAAAAUCAUAUAAAAGAGGGCCGAGUAGGAAAUCAAAUGACAAUUGAUAAUAAACCUUCGCGGUAUCGCUCUUGCGCCCUCGUUGCAACAAACACAGUUCAUUGUUAGGGGGCUUGCCGAGAAAAAUCAACCAGCGACAACCAAACGAACGAGUAAACGGGUGAUGGUGAGGUAUUAAUUAAGGCGUCGCUAAGUCAUUAAUCAAAUAUUAAUAAACUGCGUUAAAAUCGUUCUGCCCUCGUGCCGUCAUGUGUGAUAGCGGAAGCUUAGUUCUUGAUUACGCAAGGAAACGUUAGUGCCAGUUGCAGGGGAAAAAUGCAUCCGAGUGGAGAAAUUCAGCUCAUCAAUAACCCGGACAUCACUCAAGGUGGAGGGAUGUUGGAUCGUAUCUGGAUCUGCGUCGCGUGGAAAGGAGGGCAGGACAUGGCUGGAGGAAAAGAAAAAAUAAAAAGAAAAGGCGGAAGAGAAAAUGCAGAAAUUGAACAACGGGGGUCGGAAAGAUGGCCAGAUGCCGGGAAAACGCCGGGAGAUCUCUCGGGGUCGGAAAAGGCAAAGAGUCUCCUUGUAGUAUUCUCUAGUCCCGGUGCAUUUAAUUUCGGGAUGACCUGCGGAUUUCCAAGCCACCUCGAGCAAGCCGAACGACACCAAACUACAGGUAACGGAAGAGCGUCUUCGAGCAUGCAACGUGCAUCCUUACCCCGUGCAUAAUGUAAGGUUCGGUUAAGUCAUCAGACAAGUAGCUAGUAAGAUCAAGGAGGCAAGGGUGCCAGGGUGUU